Molecule: messenger RNA, 3003 nt
Organism: Geosmithia morbida
Lineage: Eukaryota; Fungi; Ascomycota; Sordariomycetes; Hypocreales; Bionectriaceae
Exons: 2
Coding region: 1-3003 (1000 amino acids)
Biological process (GO): protein processing
Cellular component (GO): mitochondrial matrix
Molecular function (GO): metal ion binding
Source: RefSeq, a predicted model, not a curated record
AUGCUACGAAACGCCGCCAGCGCUGCUCGCAAGGCCGUCACGGAUCUGUCGCAGUUCCCCAAGGCCGGCGACAAGCUUCAUGGCUUCACCCUCGUCCGCUCUCAGCACAUCCCUGAGCUCGAGUUGACGGCCCUGCAUCUCCAGCACGACAAGACGGGCGCCGACUACCUGCAUAUUGCUCGUGAGGACAGCAACAAUGUCUUUUCGAUUGGCUUCAAGACAAACCCUCCGGAUGACACGGGCGUCCCGCACAUUCUCGAGCACACCACCCUGUGCGGAAGUGAAAAAUUCCCCAUCCGCGACCCUUUCUUCAAGAUGCUGCCGCGCACUCUGUCCAACUUCAUGAACGCCUUUACCGCAUCGGACCACACCUUUUACCCCUUUGCCACGACCAACGAGCAGGAUUUCAAGAACCUCAUGUCCGUCUACCUCGACUCGACGCUGCACCCCCUGCUAAAGCAGUCUGAUUUCACUCAGGAGGGAUGGCGAAUCGGCCCGGAGAACCCCCUGGCCGAGGACAAGGAGAGCAAGAAGCUCGUCUUCAAGGGUGUUGUCUACAACGAAAUGAAGGGGCAGAUGUCGGAUGCCGGCUACAUCUACUACAUCCGCUUCCAGGACCACAUCUUCCCGGAUAUCAACAACUCGGGUGGCGACCCGCAGAAGAUCACCGACCUCACCUACGAGCAGCUCAGGCGCUUCCAUGCCGAGAACUACCAUCCCAGCAACGCCAAGGUCUUUACCUACGGUGACUUGCCUCUCGCCGACCAUCUCAAGGAGGUUGACGCACGCCUGCGUUCGUUCGACAAGAUCGAGGCCGACCGCCAGAUUCACGAGCCGGCGCAGCUGGACGGGCCCCGUGAGGUGACGCUGCAGGGGCCCCUGGACCCGCUGGUGGACGCCGAUCGACAGUACAAGUCUUCGGUAUCGUGGGUGACGGGCGACACGACCGACGUGCUCGAAUCGUUCUCCAUCUCGCUCCUCUCGACACUCCUGAUGGACGGCUACGGGUCUCCGCUGUACCGCGGCCUGAUCGAGACGGGUCUGGGUGCCGACUACAGCCCCAACGCCGGCUACGACAGCUCGGCCAAGCGCGGCAUCUUUUCCAUCGGCCUGACGGGCAUGCAGGAGGAGGAUGUGCCGAAGCUCAAGGCCAGGAUCCAGGAGCUCCUGCGCGAGGCUCGUGACAAGGGCUUCGACAAGACCAAGAUUGACGGGUCGCUGCACCAGCUGGAGCUGUCGCUUAAGCACAAGACGGCCAACUUCGGAUUUUCGAUGCUCAAUCGCCUCAAGCCCAAGUGGUUCAACGGCGUGGAUCCGUUCGACUCGCUGGCCUGGAGUGAGAACCUGAACCGGUUCAAGGCCAAGCUAGCCGAGGGUGACUACCUGGAGGGCUUGAUCGACAGAUACCUCCUCAACGAUAACACGCUGACGUUCACCAUGGCGCCGUCGCCCACGUAUGGCGAGGAGCUGGCCAAGGAAGAGGAGGAGCGUCUUGCGUCGCGCAUCAAGGCGGCCGUGCAAGAGGCCGGAAGCGAGGAGGCGGCCCAUGCCAAGUUUGAGGAGCAGGAGCAGGCGCUCCUGCACGAGCAGAGCAAGACCAACACGGAGGACCUGAGCUGCCUUCCCACCGUCUACGUCAAGGACAUCCCUCGCAGGAAAGAGCCGACGAUUGUGCGCGACGACGAGGUGGACGGCGUCCCAGUGCAGUGGCACGAGGCGCCGACCAACGGUCUGACGUAUUUCCGCGCCAUCAAGACGCUGGACAACCUCCCCGACGACCUGCGGGAGCUUAUACCCCUGUUCACGGACAGCAUCAUGCGCCUCGGCACAAAGGACAUGACGACGGAGCAGCUCGAGGACCUGAUCAAGCUCAAGACGGGCGGUGUAUCGAUAGGCUACCACUCUACACCGUCGCCGACCGAUUUCCAGCAGGCGAGCGAGGGCAUCAUCUUUACUGGAAUGGCGCUGGACCCCAACGUGCCGGCCAUGUACGACCUCCUGCACAAGAUGGUGCUGGAGACGGACUUUGACAGCCCCGACGCGGCGCUCCGCAUCCGCCAGCUGCUGCAGGCGUCGGCCGACGGGCUGGUCAGCGACAUCGCGUCGUCAGGCCACCGGUUCGCCAUGGGUGCUGCCGAGUCCAACCUCACGCGCAGCGCGUGGCUCAGGCAGCAGGUAUCCGGCAUGUCGCAGGUCAAGCUGGUGACACAGCUGGCCAACCGGCCCGAAUCGGACGGGCUGCAGGACGUGAUCUCCAAGCUCAAGCAGAUCCAGGCUCUGGCACUGGCGAGCGGCAAUAUGCGCACGGCCAUCACGUGCGGACAGGAGAGCGCCGGCGAGAACGCUGCGUCGCUGCAGCGAUGGCUCAGCGGCCUCCCUCGGGGCCAGGCCAACGCUGACGUGGCGACACCCACGCCCCUCCCCAGGGACAGCAAGACCUUCUUCCCGCUGCCCUAUCAGGUGUACUACGGCGGGCUGGCGGUGUCGACGACGUCGUACACGUCGGCCGACGGCGCGCCGCUCCAGAUCCUCUCGCAGCUCCUCACGCACAAGCACCUGCACCACGAGAUCCGCGAAAAGGGUGGAGCCUACGGUGGCGGCGCGUACUCGCGGGCGCUGGACGGCUUGUUCGGUUUCUACUCGUACCGCGACCCCAACCCGCAGAACACGCUGGGCAUCAUGCGCGGCGCAGGACGGUGGGCGCGCGACCGCGAGUGGUCGGACCGCGACAUCGAGGAGGCCAAGAUAUCGGUGUUCCAAGGCGUCGACGCGCCCAAAUCUGUCAACCAAGAGGGCAUGUCGCGCUUCACGUCUGGCGUGACGGAUAGGAUGCAGCAGAUCCGCCGCGAGCAGCUGCUCGACGUCACGAGGGACCAGGUCAGGGAGGCGGCGCAGAAGUAUCUCGUCGACGCGACGGAUGCCCGCACGGCUUUCCUGGGCGAGAAGGCUGGUUGGGUUGACGGAUCGUGGGUGGUGCGCGACAUGGAUAUCAAGGGGGAAUGA